CCGCCUCUGCCUCCGGUUCCGGUUCCGGGUCUGGUGCCGGCGGCCACAUGGAGCACUUGUUCAAUGACAAGGCGCAGCAAUUCCUGCUGGAAAUGGCGCGCCUGCGCGAACCCGUCUGUGAUCUGGAUAUACGUGAUACUGGCGUCUAUGCCAAGACACAUCUGCCCCGCGGCACCCGCUACGGACCCUUCCCCAUGCGCCUCUGCCAGCAGCCCAGCGAUCGCCAUCUGGCCUGGGAGGUAAUCGCCGGCCCGCUGUUCCAUGGCUGGCUGGAGCCUUCGGCGGAUGUGGCCACAUGGCUGAAAAAAAUACGCGCCGCGCCGAGCGCCGAAAUCGAAGAGGCUAAUUUAAGGAAUUUCAUAACCGCCGGCUAUCUGUGGUACGAGACGAAGCGCGACGUGAAUGCUGGCGCGGAAAUUGUCGUCGAUGCCAGGUCCAAAACCCCCUACGAUAUAAGCGACAGCUUCAUGAACGGCAGCGCUGCGGGCAGCAGCAGCAGCGGCGCAGCAGCCGCAGCGGCGGCAGCGGCAGCGGCGGCAGCCAUGGCAGCGGCAACCAACAGCAGCAGCAGCCAAAACAACAACAAUAACAACAACAACAACAACUGCGAUGAUCGCAGCGAUCGUGAUAACGGCUUUUACAGCGGCGACGAAUUUUCGAAGGAGAAGAAAAACUCAUCGUUAAAUAGUCAGUGCGACAACGAUUUCACAGACGACGAAAACGGUUUCGAUAUACGCUGUGAGGUCUGUGAUAAUGUCUAUACGGAUCUAGAACGCCUGGAUGAUCAUCUGGUUGGCGCGCAUCAUUUCAAGCGCGGCGAAUUCGGCUGCGAGCUCUGUGCCCAACGUUUCUCCCAUCGCCCUUUGCUGAUCAAACACGGCGCGAUCGCCCAUAAUAAUAUCAGGAAAUAUUCCUGCGAGAAUUGUUCCAAGGUAUUCUGCGACCCAUCGAAUUUACAGCGUCAUAUUCGCGCCUAUCACGUCGGCGCUCGCAGUCAUCCGUGUCCGGAGUGCGGCAAAACGUUCGCCACCUCGUCCGGGUUGAAGCAGCAUCAGCAUAUCCAUUCGUCCGUGAAGCCAUUCGCGUGCGAGGUCUGCUUCAAGGCGUACACACAAUUCUCGAAUCUGUGCCGGCACAAGCGCAUGCACGCCGACUGCCGCAUGCAGAUCAAGUGCAAGAAGUGCAACACUAGCUUCAGCACGGUCACCUCCCUCUCCAAGCACAAGAAGUUCUGCGACAGCUCACACAGCUUUCCCAGCCAGCCAAACAGUCGACUCCAUCACCACCAGCAACAGCAGCAGCAGCAGCAGCAGAUCGCGACGCAUCAUCAGUCGGCGCCGCCGCCGCCGCCGCCGUUGCUUUUGCCGCCAGGUGCUCAUCAGCGACUCGCCGCUGCCGCCGCCGCGGCCGCUGCCAGCAGCAGCAGCAGCGAACCGGGCAGCUCUGCAGCCAUGGCCACGCCGCCGAAUCAUAUAUUCAUGAUGCGUCCGACGCCGUCGUUCUUUCCGGGCUUUCCGCACUACGGCUUGCCCAACUUCUUUACGCCCGGCCUGCAGCAGACGGGCAGCUUCCAGCUGCCGCACAUGUUCUCCGCCGGCGUGGACAUGGGUCGCGGCCUGGCGCCGCUUGUCUCGCCGAACGCGACGUUCCAGCAGCAGCUGCAGGCGGCCAUGAGCCUCAAGUCGGAGGCGGAGGCGCCGUGCCUGAAGCGCGCGUCCAACACGCCGGAGCGCAAGCCCAUCAAGGCCGAGCUCCAGGCAUCCGAUGAGGAGCCGGAGGAGCAGGAGGAGCCGGAGGAGCACCUGGACUAUAAUUGCAAGCUGCAGACCGACUGCAAGCGGGUCAAGCGGGAGAGCAGCUGCUCGCAGCCCCCAGCAGAAGAUGAGCAGGAGGACAUUGACAAUGACAGGAAAUCGAUAGACAUAAUCAGCACGCCGCCGCCCGCGGAAACGGAGCUGCAGCGGGAACUGGAGCCGCAGCCGGAGCUGGACAAGAGCAGCGCAGCGGAGUUGCCGCUCGACUUGUCCAUCAGUCGCAAGCGACGCAGCUCGCACACGACGACACCCGUGCCGCUCGCCAUAUCCCUGUCCAGCCGCACGCCCACGCCCGAAAUGGAGGAGGCGGAGGAGCCGGAGACGGAGGCGGAGGCGGAGAGGCUGCCGCCACCGGCCAAGCAGCUGAAGCACAGCUCCGGCGAAUCGUCCACCUCCCGGCAAUCCUACAAGGGCAGCUGCCGCAGCACGCCCAGCGUGAGCGCCUCGCCGGGACCCACGCCCUCCCCCUCGCCGCCCAUCAGCAGCAAUGGCGGCAGCAACGAGCUGAGCAGCAUGUCCGAGAGCGGCGCUGCCGCUGCCGCCGCUGCUGGCGCCGCUGCCGCUGCGGGCGCUGCUGCCGCUGCCGCAGCCGCGGCAAUGGCCUGUCCACGGCAGAUGCAUCCGCAGCUGCUGCUGGAGGAGUUCUAUCGGACGACCUUCAACCAACAACCGUUUCAUUUUUUAGGCCAAAUGGGCGGACGGCCAGGUUUUGAGUCGAAGACGCCAGCUGCUGCCAGCAGCAGCAGCAGCAGCAGCAGCUCGCGUCAUCUGCCGUUUCCGCCCGAGCACAAUUUCCACGAGGCGCUGCGUGCCGCUGGCCUGGCCGCCGCCGCCGCCGCCGCCCGACCACAGACAGUCGCCGCCGCCAACAACGGGGGCAAGCUGAAGGAUCGCUACACCUGCAAGUACUGCGGCAAGGUGUUUCCGCGCUCCGCCAAUCUGACGCGGCAUCUGCGCACGCAUACCGGCGAACAGCCGUACACGUGCAAGUACUGCGAUCGGGCGUUCAGCAUCUCCUCGAAUCUGCAGCGGCACGUCCGGAACAUACACAAUAAGGAGCGACCGUUUCGCUGUCACAUGUGCGAUCGGUGCUUUGGCCAGCAAACGAAUCUCGAUCGGCAUCUGAAGAAGCACGAGGCGGACGCCGGCGGCUUCGAGUACAACGAUUCGCCCAGCUCCAAUGAGGCCAACGAUCGGGACGAGGCCUGCUUCGACGACAUACGCUCCUUCAUGAAGGGCGUCUACACGCCCAACAGCCUCCACGGCGCCGAUGGCGACACCGAGGAAUAUGCCGGCAGCGACGACCAAUUGUCCGUCUCCACGCGCCAGUCCGUCAGCUUCGACAAGGAGCUGCUGCUGCUGCCCAACAACAACAACAACAACAACAACAACAGCAGCAACGUCAACAACAACAACAACAACAGCAACAGCAGCAGCAACAACAAUCAGACAACUUUGAGCGAAUCCAUCGCCGUGAGCACCUAGAAAAGCGAUUCGGCUUCUUCUUCUUGAAAACUCUAAAAAUUACUUUAAAACAAAAAAACUUUACUUAAGCGUGCCUCCGAGAGGGAAAACUAAUCUUUAAGUAGUUCGCAUUUUUUCCUUCUAGAUAUUUAACUAAAAAAACAAAAACAGAUUAUAAAGAUUAUAUCAAGAAAAAAAAACUAAUUGUAGCUAUGCAAUCAAUGGAAAAAGACGGUGAAGUAAGCAAAAAAACAAAUCGAUUUAAAUUAUAACAAAACAAAAAAAAUAUAUAAAAAUAAAUCAAAAAAAAAUGUUUCAAUAGCUCAUAUAUAAAAAACUACAACUUCUUACAAUAUGCAUAAAUGUAAAUUAAUUAUUAACAAAUACAAAAAGAAACCCACUUAAAACAUAUUCUAGUUAUCUUAAGUCUUAGUUAUGUGCUGUAUGUAAAUAUAUUUAAGUGGACUAGGUGCGACACUUGAUCAAAGUACUUGUCGUCGGAUAGAGUAUUACAGCAAGCAUAUUUUGAUUGUGUAUUCAAUAGAGCUUGCCCCACACAUAUAUAUACCCUAUAUACAUGUGUGUGUGUCUGUGUACGACUAAGUUUAAAUACGUUUAGUGCUAAUUAUUGCAAUUCUCAAAACAAAUUUUAUAACAUUUACUUAACGUUUAAUAUAUAUAGAUUAUAUAUAUAUAUAUAUAUGUAUAUGAGGAAAGAUCGUUAUGGAUAUAUUGAAAAACCAAUAAAUAAAACAAUCACAUCAAA
Molecule: messenger RNA, 4044 nt
Organism: Drosophila montana
Lineage: Eukaryota; Metazoa; Arthropoda; Insecta; Diptera; Drosophilidae
Product: transcription factor hamlet-like
Exons: 7
Coding region: 48-3299 (1083 amino acids)
Source: RefSeq, a predicted model, not a curated record